Molecule: messenger RNA, 1287 nt
Organism: Ooceraea biroi (clonal raider ant)
Lineage: Eukaryota; Metazoa; Arthropoda; Insecta; Hymenoptera; Formicidae
Product: protein FAM8A1
Source: RefSeq, a predicted model, not a curated record
AGCUUAAGAAAAAAUUAAUCGGUGAAGUGACAGUUGCAACAAUCGUUCUCGCUUAUUACGUUCAUUAAUUGCAUAUACCAAAAGAAGAGAGAUUUUCAAGCGUUAAGUGACAUUGACAGUUUCUACGAGUAUAUUGAGUCGCGAACCGAUUUGUUUUCUUUCGCAGACAAGAGGAAACUCAAAAUGGCAGACGACAAAAAUGAUGAUACGCCGGAGCGGAAUUCGGAAAGUAAAUUGGAUCCAGCCGAGGAGAGAUCACGCUAUUUCAAAAAACUGGAAAAAUGGCUCCAGGAGGCGUACGCCUGGCAGAGUGUCGCGGCGAUGUUUCCUUAUUACGUGAUGUCGGGACACGUUGCAAAUUCGACACCCGCUCCAGCACCUUUCCAAUCAAAUGAAGUACCGACAGUGCCGACUAGGCAAGGAGUAGUGAUCGGAAAUGCAGAGGCACAGAACGAAGCAAUCAGACAAAGGAGACCUCAGGAACAACCGACAGGACCUUUCCAACCUCCAGGAGCUGAAGGUUACGAGUACCGUAUUCCUCCGAUCUGGAAAAGGUUUGUCGCCGAAUUCAUAGAUUCAACAAUGCUGUUUCUCUUGAAAUUCUCCAUCACCUUCAUCGCAAUUGACGUCUUCGACUUCAUAGACAUUGACGAUUUAGAUUUGUUACAAACAAAUCUGCGUAUCGAUUAUAAGAUGGCUCUGGAGAUGACUUAUGGGAUUUUGGUUUUAGAAGUGAUACAUCGUGUGAUAGUUUGUAUUUUCGAGGCCUUCUGGCUUCAACAUGGCGUGUAUGGUUUUAUCGGAGGUGCCACUCCCGGUAAAUACGUGAUGGGUUUACGGGUGGUGCAAUGUCGAAGUAUAACUCCCGUGGAACGUCCCAACGAACCGGACAUUGUUCUGGUGAGCCCUGGAACUGAUUUGGGCCUACCGUUGGCACUGGGCCGAUCGGUGAUGAAGAACUUUGUGCUGGCGUUCCUCUUUCCGAUUUGCUUCUCGCUUUUCUUCUUUAGGUUCAAUAGGACUGGCUACGAUUUAAUUUGUAAUUCUGUUGUCGUGGAGGAUCCUUACAGAAAUUCGAACAACAACCGAAUACACCAGCAGUAAUCCGUUGGACGAAUACUGCAUGAAAUUCUGUGAUGUGUAUAUAACGACUGUCUGUGCUUCUAGUAUCUACGUAUGCGUGCGGGUCCAUGCGUGUGUAUGAUGUGUAUAUACGUGUAAAAAAAUAUAAAUAAAUAAAUAAAUAAAUAAAUAAAUAACGUUGCGGCUAGAAGCCGUUCCUGCAAA